CAUACUUUGAUGAUGGAGUUAAGAAUGGAAUCAAAUGAUGAAAACCCAGGGCCAAAGGAGACACCCGGGCCUUCCUUCCGCACAAAUCUACACAAGUUUAGCAAAAUGGAAAAUGAACAUGCAGAUGCUUUCAGAGGUGUUAGCCGUAAGCCAGGCCUGCAGAUAUGGACCAUCAACAACAUGAAGAUGGUGCCUGUUCCACCCCAAGGCUUUGGCAACUUCUUUGAGGGAGACUGCUACAUUGUGCUUUAUAUAAAUCAGAGCCGAAACUCAGGGCAGACAGCCGACAUCCACUACUGGGUCGGGAACUACUCCUCCCAGGAUGAGCAGGGUGCGGCUGCCAUCUAUGUGACCCAGCUGGAUGAGUAUCUGGGCGGCAGUCCGGUCCAGCACAGGGAGGUGCAGGGCAGUGAGUCUUCCCGAUUCAAGAGCUACUUCAAAAAUGGCUUAAUCUACAAGAAGGGUGGAGUGUCAUCAGGCUUCCACCACGUUGAGACCAAUUUCUACAACAUUUUGCGGCUGCUCCAUGUCAAAGGGAGGAAGCAUGUCACCGCCAAAGAGGUGGAGGUAUCCUGGAACAGCUUUAACAAUGGUGAUAUCUUCCUGCUGGAUGUGGGCAAAGCCAUUGUGCAGUGGAACGGCCCACAGAGCAACAGGCAGGAGAAGCUCAAGGCAGUCCUGUUGGCCCAAGACAUCCGGGACAGGGAGAGAGGUGGUCGGGCUCAGAUUGGGAUAGUGGAAGGACAAUAUGAGGAAGACUCUCCAGAAUGGAUGAGGAUCAUGAACGGGGUGCUAGGACAGAGAACCUGGCACCUAAAGGAGGCCAUUCCUGAUGAUCCUGAGCUGACACCAAAUGGCAACGUCAGGCUGUACCAUGUGUCAGAUAACAGCGGGAACCUUUUGGUUCAAGAGAUGGCUACGCAGCCUCUAACUCAAGACCUGCUGCGCUCCACUGAUUGUUACAUUGUGGAUCAGGGAGGCUCCUGUGUGAUGGUGUGGAAAGGCAGGAGGGCCUCCAAGGAGGAGCGGCAGGCUGCUCUGAGCAGGGCAGUGGGUUUUAUCAAAGCCAAGAGCUACCCGCCCAACACCAAAGUGGAAGUGAUGACUGAGGGAGGAGAAUCUGCCAUGUUUAAGCACCUGUUCAAAUCCUGGAGAGAGAAAGGCCAAACUCAGGGUCUGGGCACCACCUACAGCUUGGGAAACAUAGCCAACGUCAGCCCAGUGAAAUUUGAUGUAAUGGAACUCCAUGCACGUCCUGAAGUGGCAGCAAAGCAGCGCAUGGUAGACGAUGCUUCUGGAGAUGUUCUGGUGUGGCGUAUCGAGAACCUGGAGCUGGCUGAGGUGAGCCGCAGCACUUAUGGACAGUUUUAUGGAGGAGAUUGCUACCUGGUGCUGUACACAUACGUGAAAUCACACCAGCAGCAGUACAUACUCUACAUGUGGCAGGGCCGCCAUGCAACUCAAGAUGAGAUCACAGCUUGUGCCUACCAGGCUGUCAAUGUUGAUGGCAAGUACAACGGAGCCCCCGUGCAGGUCAGGGUGGUCAUGGGAAAGGAACCUCGCCAUUUCCUGGCUAUUUUCAAAGGCAAACUCAUCAUUUUUGAGGGUGGCACGGGCCGGCGUGGUGUGGUCAACCCUGAACGCGGCGCCAGGCUCUUCCAGGUGAGAGGGACCGAUGAGCUGAACACCAAGGCCACCGAGGUGCCGGCGAGAGCCUCCUCUCUCAACACCAAUGAUGUCUUCCUGCUGAAGACUGACCACAUGUGCUACCUGUGGUAUGGAAAGGGCUGCAGUGGUGAUGAGAGGGUGAUGGGGAGAGCGAUGUCUGAUGUGCUGUCCAAGCAGGACAAGAAGGUGGUGAUGGAGGGCCAGGAGCCCACUGAAUUCUGGAUUGCGCUGGGAGGAAAGGCUCCCUACGCCAACGACAAGAGGUUGCAGAGGGAGGAGCCUCUUCACAGUCCUCGGCUGUUUGAAUGCUCCAAUCAGACGGGCUGCUUCCGAAUGACAGAGGUGGAUGACUUUGCCCAGAGCGACCUGGAUGAGGAGGAUGUCAUGCUGCUGGACACCUGGGAGGAGAUUUACUUGUGGAUUGGAAAAUCAGCCAACCAUUCUGAGACAAAAGAUGCCCAUGAUUAUGCACUAGAGUACCUCAGGACCCACCCAGCGGGCCGUGACCUUGACACACCCAUCUUCACUGUCAAACAGGGAUAUGAGCCACCCACUUUCACUGGCUGGUUCUACGCAUGGGACCCCCAUAAGUGGAGUGGAGGCAACUCCUAUGAGGAGAUGAAAAAAAAGCUGGCUGAUGCAGCAUCUGUCUCACAGAUCACAUUUGACCUGAAUAACACAGACCUGAAUAAGACCCCUGCUGGAUUUUGGAGGGGUGAGGCUUACAGAGCCCCAGGGGGCCCUGUAAACUCCCCUCCACUCUACAGGCACCACAAGGAGAGCCUGUCCCCCUGGGUCCACAGCCCCACCAGCCCACUCAACCAGAGAGCCCAGUCCUCUCUGUCUGUCACCCUGUCGCCUCCCUUUGUGAUCACUUCAUCUCCCUCAGCUGGUGGCACCAUGUCCCCCCCUGCUGGAGGCUUCAAUCACUAUCUGGACCCGGAGGUCCUCGUCAACAAGUCUCCCAGUCAGCUGCCUUAUGGCGUGGACGCCAGUCAGAGAGAGGCCUACCUGUCUCCUGUGGAUUUUGAGACCCUGCUGGGGACGACCCGCUCAGAUUUCCAACGUCUGCCAAAGUGGCGGCAGGAUGACCUGAAGAAAAAGGCAGGGCUUUUCUGAGAAGAAGAAGCAUUUGGUUUGGGUGAUGGGGAACUCUAGGGAUAAUCUUUUGUUUAUCUGAGCUAUCAAACUUCUGUAGAAUUACAUGCAAACAAGCUCUCAAGCAAAGUUUGUGGCAUUGUUAACAAUUGUUGAGAGCGACUGAGACAAUGACCAUACAGUCUUCAGUCCAACUGCAAUGUUUUUUUUUUUUUGUUUGUUUGUUUUUACAUAACCAACCAAACUGUACACCCAAUUAAAAUAUAUAACAUCAUGAUUAAUAAUGUAAACACAAAUCCUAUGACUAUAACCUAUAUUCAUUUAUAUUCCAAAAAAGGUUUUCAAGUGUGCUUUUUUUUUUUCUUUUCUUCAGUUUUGUUUUGAAUAUUUGAUGCUGAUGAUGCAGCGAUCAAACGGGUUCAACAUGUUUCUGUCAACUGCCAUGGCAAAAUCACUUACAGUACAAAUAAACAAAC
Messenger RNA from Myripristis murdjan (pinecone soldierfish), 3242 nucleotides. It is a transcript of the gene vill, whose product is annotated as villin-like. The record is from RefSeq and is a predicted model, not a curated record. Lineage: Eukaryota; Metazoa; Chordata; Actinopteri; Holocentriformes; Holocentridae. The coding region runs from base 10 to 2787 and encodes 925 amino acids. Gene Ontology annotation, cellular component: cytoplasm; actin cytoskeleton. Gene Ontology annotation, molecular function: phosphatidylinositol-4,5-bisphosphate binding; actin filament binding. Gene Ontology annotation, biological process: actin polymerization or depolymerization; barbed-end actin filament capping; actin filament severing. The transcript is spliced from 21 exons.